Humulus lupulus (European hop) is the source of this 1112-nucleotide messenger RNA. RefSeq lists its product as uncharacterized. Lineage: Eukaryota; Viridiplantae; Streptophyta; Magnoliopsida; Rosales; Cannabaceae. Gene Ontology annotation, molecular function: calcium ion binding. The coding region runs from base 314 to 841 and encodes 175 amino acids. The transcript has 7 exons. The record is from RefSeq and is a predicted model, not a curated record.
AAUUUAAAGUGCGUCUGACGAGGUAAACGAUGAAAAACGUUGUCUCGAGGAACAUACUUUGUUGGUAUUUGUCUUCUAUAAUAAGAAUACGUCCAAUUUUCCUACUGCCUCGAUUAUGACUAAGCAAAGCUAAAACCAAAACCAAAACCAUAUCUAUAUGUUUCCUCCAGUGACCAUACAUAUUCAUAUGUGCGCUUCAACACUUUCCCUUUUUCUUUGUUUCACCUUCUGUUUGGAAUCCGAGAAAAGCACUUCAGUAAUCAAAAGUAGCAAACCAGAGAAUUCAACCUUGCAAGUUUUACAGUGAAAAUCGAUGGGAAAUACUUCAUCUAUGCUAACUCAAUAUGACAUUGAAGGAGUUCAAGAACACUGCAAUCAUCUAUUUUCUCAGCAAGAAAUAGUAUCCUUGUAUCAAAGAUUUUGUCAACUCGAUCGAAAUUCAAAAGGUUUUAUUUCUGCUGAUGAGUUUUUAUCGGUUCCUGAGUUUGCAAUGAAUCCACUUUCUCAGAGACUGCUUAAAAUGGUGGAUGGAUUGAACUUCAAGGAUUUCGUGGCUUUCUUAUCUGCAUUUAGCACAAAAGCUAGUUUUCAUCAGAAAGUUGAAAUUAUCUUCAAGGUAUAUGAUACUGAUGGUAAUGGCAAAGUGUCUUUCAAUGACAUCCUAGAAGUGUUGCGCGAUUUGUCUGGUUCUUUCAUGUCAGAUGAGCAAAGAGAGAAAGUCUUGAUCCAAGUUUUGCAAGAGACAGGUUACACAAGGGAAUCUUAUCUGAUGUUGGAUGAUUUCGUUAAGAUUCUUGGUAGUACUGGCCUAAAAAUGGAGGUUGAAGUGCCCAUUGACUAAGUCGAGAUAGAUUCAUAGCAAUUCAAGCUGGAAAUCUGAAGUGAAAAGUGAGCAGUUGUUUUCAUCUUCAGAACACAUUCAAUCAAGAUGGAAGCAUACAGCUUUUCUAUAUAGUUUUUUUUCUUUUAUAGUAGGAAUUAUCAACCAUUGUAUGUACCAGUGUAAAGUGUCCAAGUUUCCAUGUUUCCAAUGCAAGAGAUUGUGUGGACUGCCAAUGCCAUGAGAUUCUUGUCAAUGAAAAGUGCCAUUAUUAGUUCUCUUUCUUCCAUCA